This is a messenger RNA of Scylla paramamosain (green mud crab), 2615 nucleotides long. RefSeq names its product vacuolar protein sorting-associated protein 45-like (gene Vps45). Lineage: Eukaryota; Metazoa; Arthropoda; Malacostraca; Decapoda; Portunidae. Bases 311 to 2014 code for a protein of 567 amino acids. Gene Ontology annotation, cellular component: Golgi membrane. The record is from RefSeq and is a predicted model, not a curated record. Gene Ontology annotation, biological process: intracellular protein transport; vesicle-mediated transport. The transcript has 13 exons.
AGGAGGACUGACUGGAAGCAAACGUAAACAAAACACAGCCACGGCUGUCACCUACGUGGACUGUUUAUUUAUUACUAUUGUUAUCAACUCUACUCACCUGAGGAGGUUGUAUAUUGUAUUGCUGAUGACUCUGUUCGUCAACCAGAGGAAGAUGUGAGGAAUACAACGUGUGCUUUAGUUAAAUAAGGAAAGAACUGAAAGGAGGGGGAGGACAUCAGAAACUCAGCCGGCCAGAUCUUAGCUUGUGUGUCUUGCCAGGGCUGCCAUUUGAUGCUGUGUUCCCCUCGGUGGCAUCAGCAAGCUCAGCAUCAUGAGUGUGGUGCAGGUGAUCAAGAAUUAUGUGGUCAAGAUGAUCACGGAGAGCGAGCCGGGGUACAAGAUCAUGCUGAUGGACAAGGAGACGACAUCAUUCGUCAGCGUGGUCCUGGGCAUGAGUGAGGUGAUGAGGCAGGAGGUGUACAUGUUUGAGCGGCUCGACCAGACAAGCUCUGGGGAGAACAUGUCCUACCUCAAGUGUCUGGUGUACAUCCGUCCCACCAGGGAAAAUGUGGACCUGCUUGUGAGGGAGCUGCAGAAACCCAGAUAUGGCAAUUAUUACAUAUAUUUCAGUAACGUAGUGAGCAAGAGCGACGUGAAGCUGCUGGCAGAGGCUGAUGAGCAGGAGGUGGUGAGGGAGGUGCAGGAGCUGUACGCUGACUACCAGGCGCUGUCCCCUCACCUCUUCUCCCUCAACAUGCCCAUACACUCCCAAGGCCUGAAGUGGGCGAGUGGGGCCCUGCAGCGGACCGUGCAGGGUGUGGCGGCUGUGCUGUUCAGCCUGCAGGUGCUGCCCUCCAUCCGUUACCAGAACAACUCAGAGAUGGCCAGAGUCCUCGCCGAGAAUAUUAGACAAACCAUCUUGAAUGAGAGUUCCCUGUACAACAGUCCAGAUGCCGAGGGGAACACUCUACUGCUCAUCCUGGACCGCAGAGAUGACCCAGUCACUCCUCUGCUCCACCAGUGGACAUAUGAGGCAAUGGUGCACGAGUUGCUUGGGGUGGCCAGUGGACGGGUGAGUCUGGCACACGUGGCCGGCGUGGCGGAUGACUUGAAGGAGGUGGUGAUGUCCCCCACACAGGAUGAGUUCUAUGCCCAGAGCAUGUACCUGAACUAUGGGGAGAUUGGGCAGACCAUCAAGGACUUAAUGGAGGAUUAUCAGAAGAGGCUCUCCAAUCAGCAAAAAGUAGAGACAAUAAGUGACAUGAAGAGCUUUGUCGAGAAUUACCCACAGUUCAAGAAAAUGUCGGGCACAGUGAGCAAGCACGUGACAGUGGUGGGGGAGUUGUCUCGGCUGGUGGGCAAUCACGCGCUGCUGGCCAUCUCAGAGUGUCAGCAGGAACUGGUGUGCGGCUCAGACCACUCGGCCAACCUUCAGAGGAUCCGGCAGCUGGUGACAGACCCCAAGGUGCGGGAGAUAGAUGCAGCCGUGCUGGUGAUGCUGUAUGCGCUGCGGCAUGAAGGUCACCCCAACACUGAUUUGAAGGGACUUGUCUCAGCCCUCAACAAGCGCAGUGUUGGCGACCGUUACCUCAAGCUGCUGUCCUCACUCAUGGACUAUGGCGGAGCAAGGGCCAGACAGAGCGACCUAUUUGGCACCCAGCUACCACAGGAUGUAUCUGGCAUCAGGAAGCGGUUCUUCAAGGGACUGAAGGGCGUGGACAACGUGUACACACAACAUAAGCCACUGCUGCUGGAGACACUGGAGGAAGUGAUGAAGGGACGACUGCGUGAGGGAGCCUUCCCAUACUGUGGCAAUGCUCCCUCCAUGCCUCCAGGGACAAAACCUCAACAUGUGGUGGUGUUCAUCAUCGGCGGCGCCACCUACGAGGAGUCCCUGGCAGUGCACCAGUUCAACACCAAGAGCAGCAACACUCGGGUCAUCCUGGGUGGCUCCACCAUCCACAGCACGGCCAGCUUCCUCUCCUCGGUGGAGGCGGCGAUGGAGGGAGUGCCGCGCAAGACACUUCGGCUAUGAACAGAGAUGCUGCUCACCUUUGCCGUAGAAGAUCCUGCCUCCUUGCAUUCCAUGUUCCCUUUAUGGGCCUUGAUUUAUGACAAUAUAUUCAUAAAUGUGCAGGAAUCCAGAUCUUAUUUCCCAGGAGUGGAAGUGUUGCUGUCCUACCCACUCCUGUGAGUGUGCAUGUGUGUGUGUACGUGAAUGUGUGUGUGCUUCAGAUCAGGGUUGGUCUAUGUCACAUCCUGAGUGGGAAAGAUGAGGUGUACAGGCAAACCAAAUACUAUAUAUGUAGCUAAUUAAAGCUCUAUACUCCCAUUCCAUUAUCAUGAAGGUUUCAUAAUCCCAUCUUACUGUUAGUAAUGCUCUUCCUUUCUGAAGUUUAAUUCACAGGCAGUCAGUUUUAGUGAAGAUUUUCCAGAACUGAAUAUUCAUUGAAACCAAUGCCAGUAGAUGACUGAUAGACUGAAUGCAUGAAAUGAUUUGUCACUAUUAAUGGUACUGAAGAAAAAUAUAUAUCUUUCUAUUUACAUAUUUAUUAUUUGAUACAUAAAUGAGAUCAUAUUGUGACCCAACAACAAACAUACUGAAAACCCAACAUUAAAAACUCAUAACCUUGUCA